CGGGCUCUCUGCGGGUGGAAAAGUGGGCGUGACUUAGGAGGGAAGUCAGCCGAAACCUGGCAGAGGUCGCCGGCUGGGAAGAACCGCUCUCUGCGCUAGGAGAGACCAGCCACGAUGCCUACCUCUGUGCCCCGCGGGGCCCCUUUCCUUCUCCUACCACCUCUACUGAUGCUGUCUGCUGUGCUGGCAGUGCCUGUGGACCGCGCAGCUCCUCAUCAGGAAGACAGCCAGGCCACUGAGACCCCGGACACGGGCCUGUACUACCACCGGUACCUCCAGGAGGUCAUCAAUGUGCUGGAGACAGAUGGGCACUUCCGGGAGAAGCUGCAAGCUGCCAGUACUGAGGACAUUAAGAGUGGAAAGCUGAGUCAAGAGCUGGACUUUGUCAGCCACAAUGUCCGCACCAAGCUGGAUGAGCUCAAGCGACAGGAGGUAUCAAGGCUGCGGAUGCUGCUCAAGGCCAAGAUGGACGCAAAGCAGGAGCCUAACUUGCAGGUGGACCACAUGAACCUCCUGAAGCAGUUUGAACACCUGGACCCUCAGAACCAGCACACAUUUGAGGCUCGGGACCUAGAGCUGCUGAUCCAGACGGCCACCCGAGACCUUGCCCAGUAUGACGCUGCACAUCAUGAAGAGUUCAAACGCUACGAGAUGCUCAAGGAACAUGAGAGGAGACGUUACCUGGAGUCUCUGGGAGAGGAGCAGCGCAAGGAGGCCGAGAGGAAGCUACAGGAGCAACAGCGCAGACACCGGGAACACCCCAAAGUCAAUGUUCCUGGUAGCCAAGCCCAGUUGAAGGAAGUAUGGGAGGAGCUGGAUGGAUUGGACCCCAACAGGUUCAACCCCAAGACCUUCUUCAUACUGCAUGACAUCAACAGUGAUGGUGUUCUAGAUGAGCAAGAACUGGAAGCUCUCUUUACCAAGGAGCUGGAGAAGGUGUAUGACCCAAAGAAUGAGGAGGAUGACAUGAGAGAGAUGGAGGAAGAACGGCUUCGAAUGCGGGAGCACGUGAUGAAGAAUGUGGACACCAACCAGGACCGGCUUGUGACCCUGGAGGAAUUCCUGGCAUCCACACAGAGGAAGGAGUUUGGGGACACUGGGGAGGGAUGGAAGACUGUGGAAAUGUAUCCAGCCUACACAGAGGAAGAACUGAAGCGUUUUGAAGAGGAGCUUGCUGCCCGGGAAGCUGAGCUGAAUGCCAGGGCCCAGCGCCUCAGUCAGGAGACAGAGGCCCUGGGGCGCUCCCAGGACCGCCUAGAGGCACAGAAGAGAGAGCUGCAGCAGGCUGUUCUGCAAAUGGAGCAAAGGAAGCAGCAACAGCAAGAACAGAACAGUCCGCCUUCCAAACCCGAUGAACAGCUGCAGUUCCGUGCAGACACAGAUGAUGCUCCUGUCCCAGCUCCAGCAGGUGACCAGAAAGAUGUGCCUGCUUCUGAGAAGAAGGUCCCAGAGCAGCCCCCUGAGCUGCCACAGCUGGACUCCCAGCAUUUAUAACCCCAAGAGACCCCAGCCCUCAAGUUCCCACAGACAGUGAUGGAAACUGGAUGAAGUGUCCUUGCAGCCUCUCUGGAGACCAAAGCCUUCAUGGCCUCCUGGGGAGAAGAACAGGGCUACCCUGUUCCUCAGAUGCGCUUCUGCCCCUGUCUACCAGCCUGCUUUCGACCUCUGGGUUCCAGUUUCUUCCUCCCUCCUUCCCUUCUUCCUCCCCUCCCUCCCUCCCUUUUUCCCUCCCUUCUUCCCUCUCUCCCUCCUUCCCUACCUUCCUCCCUUUACUGUCAGGGACUUAACUGCAGGAGCUGAAGUUCCAGGAGACGCUCAUCCCACUUGGAGUGCACACUGCAGGCCGGCCUGCCUUCCUGCUUUGCUCUUAGCUGUUCCAGGCUGAGCCUCUCUGCUUCCUGUACAUAGUGUCAGUGGGUUACAGGAACCUGGCUUGGUCUCUCUGACUCCUUGCCUUCUGUGGAGCCAAUGAUCUCAAUUCCUUUUGGUGGCUAGAGGCCACCAGGAUGUGGGGUGUCCUUCAAGUAGCUAUCAGCUCUGCCUGGGACUCCUGGCCUCCACCACCACUCCACUAGCCUUACCCUAACCUCUUGGGCUGAGUACCUACCCCAUGGCCCCAGAAGGUACCCAGAUAUGGCCACACCCCUAGCUGAGGUCCAGCCCUGCUCAGCACUCUAUAGGGGCUCCUGAAAAUUGUUUCACCCACUUCCCUUGCUUCAGGCCACAUUGCUGUGUCCUGCUCUGUGCCCCAGUUCCAUCCAAAUAUAGCCCGGCACAAAUAAACAUUAGCAUAUCUGUGUGAAUGUACUGCCCUCUUGCAAGUCCCACCUACACGCCACCUGCUCGACUCCCUGGUAUCCUAGGGCACAUUAUUUUUCCCUGCCAGGAGGCUUGUGGAGUGGCUUUCUAUGUGCUCUGGCCAAUGACCUCAUUGCUUCAUUUUUGCCAUGGGAACAGAAAAUCUACAC
Mastomys coucha (southern multimammate mouse) is the source of this 2468-nucleotide messenger RNA. It is a transcript of the gene Nucb1, whose product is annotated as nucleobindin 1. The coding region runs from base 115 to 1494 and encodes 459 amino acids. Lineage: Eukaryota; Metazoa; Chordata; Mammalia; Rodentia; Muridae. The record is from RefSeq and is a predicted model, not a curated record. Gene Ontology annotation, cellular component: endoplasmic reticulum-Golgi intermediate compartment; extracellular exosome. Gene Ontology annotation, molecular function: calcium ion binding. The transcript has 13 exons.